Molecule: messenger RNA, 2587 nt
Organism: Syzygium oleosum
Lineage: Eukaryota; Viridiplantae; Streptophyta; Magnoliopsida; Myrtales; Myrtaceae
Exons: 2
Coding region: 232-2436 (734 amino acids)
Source: RefSeq, a predicted model, not a curated record
AGUAGAUUAUACUCAAGCUAGUACGAAUGCUAGAACCUAAUUUUAUCGCUUUACUUCCCCCUUGGGCAAAUGCAGAGAAUUGCAUGAAAAUUGUGCAUCCGAAAGUGGUGUCGCGAGUGUUGUGUUGCGGACGUUUUGAAAAGCGCACUGCUUUUGUGUUACUUGUAAUGUUAUGCAGGGUAAAGAUGUGCUUCCAAAUUUGAUUCUUAUCCCGAAGUUAAUGCAUAUAAAAUGGUCGCAGUUCUGACGAUGAUGCUGAGUUCAACCAUGGGAUUUUCGCUGCUCCUCCGAAACACUCGUGAACUGUGGAAGGAGUGGGAGCUGCGGUUGCUCAUCCUCCUCAGCUUGUUUCUCCAGUUGACCCUUGCGACUAAAGGCAACAAGAGGAAAUCCAUCUCCAGUACGUGGAUCCAAUUCGUGGUCUGGACGAUGUACCUAUCGGCCGAGUCUGUCGCAACCGUAACGCUCGGCGUCCUCUCGAACCGCCUGGCCAACAUCAAGGAAACGAAGGGGACAUUUGAUCCACAGAGCCAGAUCACAGCGUUCUGGGCAUCGUUCCUUCUCCUCCACUUGGGCGGGCCCGACACGAUCACUGCGUUUGCCCUGGCGGACAACGAGCUAUGGUUGAGGCAGUUGGCGCGGCUUUGCGUCCAGGUAGGACUAGCUUGUUACAUUUACUAUAUGGCCUUGUCAGGGUCUACCCUGUCGUUGAUAGCAAAGGGUAUGAUCCUGGUGGGGUUCAUCAAAUAUGCUGAGAAGACAUUGUGUUUGUACUGGGCGAGCAAAGAUCAUCUUCAAGAUUCGAUGCGUUCGCCUCCCAAUUUUGGUCCCAUAUACCCCAGGAAAAUGGAGCAGUACGUUCUGAAGAAAGAGGAGGGUUACCAGGUCAGGUUCGAUGAGGUCAUAGAGUUUUCAGCGCCGGAGGGUCUCUCAGUGAGCGGUCAAGCCUCCGAUGAUGAAAAGACUCUGGUCAAAGCCUAUAAAUUAUUCAAGAUGUUCAAGCUUGUCUUCAUGAGCCUGAUCCUCAACUCUGGCGACCUGGUCGCCAGUAACCGCAUUUUCAUGGACUUGGACAUGGAUUCGGUGACGGCUUUUACAAUCAUGGAGAUCGAGCUCGGGUUCAUGUACGAUGUGCUUUACACCAAGGUACAGUUGCUGAACUGUGCUUGGAGCAUCAUUCGUUGGGCCAUUAGUCUCUCGGUGCCCUGUGCAGUGUUGGUAUUAUUCUCCUUACGGGAUAAGAAAGAUUACCCCAAAGUUGACAUCUGUAUAACUUUCUUGCUUGUAAGCGUGACUAUACUUUUAGAGGUUUACUCGCUUCUUCUAGCACUUUCAUCCGAUUGGGUCGACUGCUGGCGGCUUGAGAAAUCAAAGAGAUCCACAAUUUCGUCUGCCAUCAUUUUUCUCCGGUUCUUCCCGAAAAAAAGAUGGAGGAAUUCGGUGGCCCAGUUCAGCCUCUUGAGAUUUUCUACCAAGAAAGGAAACAGGAUCUUCCGCAAGUGCCCGUGGCAAGCCAGGUUAGUCAAGAAGGUGGAGAAGUACUUUUAUAUCGGUCAAAAAGAGUUCAGGAACAACGUCAAAGAAUGGAUCUUCAGUCAUAUGCGGGAAACGGUCAGAGAUCUGGAACCGGCCCGCAGAUCGAAGAGCUUGUUGGACAGUAUUAAGCUGGAGGCGCGCGAGGUACUGAAGAAGUCAAACUGCAUGGAGCUAUUCUGGAGCGUGGAAGUGGAGUUUGACCAGAGCAUCCUCAUCUGGCACAUCGCCACUGAGCUCUGUUACUACAAGGACCGCGGCAGUAACGAAAUCUUGGAAGACAUUUUGAGCUUCAAGAUGAGUAAGUUGGUCUCCCGGUACAUGCUCUAUCUUUUAGUUUUCCAUCCUUCCUUGUUGCCAACAGGGAUAGGGGUGUUCCAAUACGAAGACACUUUGGUCGAUGCUCAGAAGUACCUCGAAGACAAGCAAGCGGUGUUGUCAAAGAAGGAAGGCCGCAUCUUAUCGGUCAUCAAGUGGGCGAAGAGAUUAUUCGAGAAAGAGGCACAUCGCCACACUGAUGGUUACGGCUGCAACAAAGAGCACAAGUCUCGAGAGUCGCUAGAUCUGUGCAAAGUCUGCCAUCUUCUGUUCAAAGUGAGUACUCAUCGUGACCUCCCCGCGUGGAAGAUGCGCGGAGAGAAAAGCAUGUCGGUGCUGUUUGACGCAUGCUAUCUCGCGUCCCAGUUGACUGAAGUCCCCAGGAAAUGGGACGUGAUCGGCAAGGUCUGGGCGAUAAUACUGAUGUCGGCGGCUUACCAAAGCAAAGGCUACGAACAUUGCGAGAGCUUGAGCAGAGGAGGAGAGCUUCUCAGCCAUGUUUGGCUUCUCAUGGCGCAUUUCGGCAUAGCUCUGCCAGAACAAACUCCCGGAGCAAAACGCAUCACCAAACUGAUCAUGAACUAGAAGUUCCGGUGGAAUGUGUCGUUUGGUUAACCUAAUGUUAUUUGGGUAAUAUUAAUAAGUUAAGCUCGUCAUCUUGAGAUGGUGAGGGACUUAUUUCGAUAUUUUGUUGUACUUGGAGUUGUCAGGAAAUAAUGAAACUGUGUAUCAGUCA